Messenger RNA from Anolis carolinensis (green anole), 3005 nucleotides. It is a transcript of the gene eomes, whose product is annotated as eomesodermin. Gene Ontology annotation, molecular function: DNA-binding transcription factor activity, RNA polymerase II-specific; RNA polymerase II cis-regulatory region sequence-specific DNA binding. The record is from RefSeq and is a predicted model, not a curated record. Gene Ontology annotation, cellular component: nucleus. The coding region runs from base 115 to 2085 and encodes 656 amino acids. Gene Ontology annotation, biological process: CD8-positive, alpha-beta T cell differentiation involved in immune response; mesoderm formation; positive regulation of DNA-templated transcription. The transcript is spliced from 6 exons. Lineage: Eukaryota; Metazoa; Chordata; Lepidosauria; Squamata; Anolidae.
UUGGCAUUCAAGGGGAAGCCAGCCAAGAGGGGGACGGCGGGCGGGAGGAGGAGGAGGAGUCUCAAUGAGGGCGCUUUAAAACUUCGGAGGCGGGAAGAGGCUCCUGGCGGUGUGAUGCAGUUGGGCGAGCCUCCGAUGCUGCCGGGAGCCCCGUUCUUCCCUUUGGAGGGCGCGGGGAGGAGGCACCUCAGCGCCCCUCCUUCCCCGCGGCUGGACUUGGAGAAAGGCUCGAGCAAAAAGUUUAACGCCGCGUCGGGGAUGUUGGGAGACGCGGCGGCGGAGGAAGCGGAGGUGUCCCAUUUCACUACCAAAGACUCCGGUCGGAAAGCUUCUCCUUGCCCAGCCGAGGAGGAAACCCUCCCUCCCCCUCCUCCGCCGCCGCCUCCUCCUCCUGCUCCUUCCCGCUACUCUUUGGACGGCUUAAGUCCGGAGAGGUACUACUUGCAGUCUCCGGGGCCUCCUGGAGGCGCGGAGCUGGGCGGCCCGUGCGCCCUUUUCCCAUAUUCUGCGGGAAGCGGGCAAUCCGGAGCCAUGUAUCCCUCCGGAGGAGGAGCAGGAGGAGGCGGCGGAGUGGGCAACGGAGGGGCGCGCUAUCCCUACGGCUCCGUCCUCUCGGCUCCGUCCAGCUUCGCCAGCAGGACCCCCUUCGCCGGCGCCUACCAGUACGGCCAAGGCGCCCCUCCCGGCUCCCUCUACGGGCCUUACCCGGCCUCGGCGGGCGCCUCCUGCGGCGGGCUGGGCGCCCUGGCUGUCGCCGGAGGGAUGCGCGCCCAGGUCUUCCUCUGCAACCGGCCGCUCUGGCUCAAGUUCCACCGGCAUCAGACCGAGAUGAUCAUCACCAAGCAGGGCAGGCGGAUGUUUCCCUUCCUGAGCUUCAACAUCACAGGCCUCAACCCCACUGCCCACUACAAUGUCUUUGUGGAGGUGAUACUGGCAGACCCCAACCACUGGCGCUUCCAAGGGGGAAAGUGGGUGACCUGUGGCAAGGCCGACAACAACAUGCAAGGCAACAAGGUUUAUGUUCAUCCCGAAUCUCCCAACACAGGAGCUCAUUGGAUGAGGCAAGAAAUCUCUUUUGGAAAACUGAAACUGACCAAUAAUAAAGGAGCCAAUAACAAUAACACACAGAUGAUUGUUCUUCAGUCUCUGCACAAAUAUCAGCCUCGACUUCACAUUGUGGAAGUGACAGAAGAUGGCGUCGAAGAUAUGAAUGAUUCCUCUAAGACGCAGACCUUUAACUUCCCUGAAACACAGUUCAUAGCUGUCACUGCAUAUCAGAACACAGAUAUCACACAACUUAAAAUUGAUCACAAUCCUUUUGCAAAAGGCUUCCGGGACAACUAUGAUUCCAUGUACACAGCUUCAGAAAAUGACAGAUUAACUCCAUCUCCCACGGAUUCUCCUAGAUCCCACCAGAUCGUCCCAGGAGCCCGGUACAGCGUUCAGCCCUUCUUCCAGGAACAAUUUGUCAACAAUCUGCCACCUGCUAGAUUCUAUAAUGGGGAAAGGACUGUCCCUCAAACCAACGGCCUGCUGUCCCCUCAGCAGAAUGAAGAGGUGACCAAUCCCCCCCAAAGAUGGUUUGUCACUCCAGUCCAGCAAGCUGGAGCCAACAAACUGGACAUGAACUCCUACGAAACUGACUAUUCCUCUAGUACCUUACUUCCCUAUGGUAUCAAAUCCCUUCCCCUCCAGACUUCCCAUGCCUUGGGAUAUUAUCCUGACCCAACAUUCUCCCCUAUGGCAGGAUGGGGGAGCAGAGGUUCCUAUCAGAGGAAAAUGUCUGCUGGCUUACCUUGGACCUCAAGAACCAGCCCGCCUGGUUUCUCUGAAGACCUGCUUCCCAAGGAGAAGGUGAAGGAAGAAAUUGGGUCAUCCUGGAUAGAGACCCCGCCAUCCAUCAAGUCUCUAGAUUCCAAUGAUUCUGGGGUCUACACUGGGGCUUGCAAAAGGCGAAGGCUUUCCCCCAGCACAUCCAGCAAUGAAAACUCUCCCACGAUGAAGUGUGAGGACAUUAAUGCAGAGGACUAUGGAAAAGACACCGCAAAAGGCAUGGGGUACUAUGCUUUUUAUACCAGUUCUUAAAAGGGACUUAGAGGCCAGAUCUUGGGUUAAAACCUGUUUUAUAUUAUAUAUUGUCAUUCUUCCUCAGUGGUGGUGUAGAGAUGUGUGGCAUCAAUGCUCCUUCCACCUUCUGAGACGUUCUUGUGCAAUUCUAGAGAGAAGGUGCCAAAGCUUUUGACUGAUUUUUACAGGGAAAAGGAACAAGCAGGAUAGCACUAUGGAUCUGUCUCCCAACUCCUUGAUGAAAACUUGAAGGAAAAGGUCUAAAAGCUAUCUUGCUAUUCAAUGAGGCUUUCUUAGUGGACAGGCACACAGUUCAGCCUGUAGCAAAGUCUUAUGAACUUUCCCUGAGUUAAGGAGAAAGCAGGCUUGAAAAAAAAUUGAUUUGUUGUAGCAGUAAAUAUUCAGAACUGAUAUUUUAACUAUAGAAAAAUUCUUCUGAAUUCACAAGAACAACAAUUUUUUUAGGGAUUAAAAAUUCCUUUGUCUUGGCCAACUAGACGUUAAAUGCGUUGGCAGAGAGAGAAACCUGUGAAGGUAAGGCAAACAAAAUACAAUGUUACAUGUACAGCUCUGUGUCUAGGUAUAUCGUAGACUAUGACCAAAAAAUAAUUAUUAUAGUUCUAGUAAUGGCAGUGAAUCUGGGUAUGUGAAGAUGGUGUGUAUUAUUGGGAGUUUCUCCUUUAAACAACCGUUUGAUCAGACAAUGGGCACUGUUGCCCCUGUGCACAUUAAAUUAUCUAUUUAUUGGUAGGUGGUGAAUGUAUGUUUCAGCUCUUCUAAAUGGAAAGUGUGUUGUGACUCCUGUUGCUCAGUUUGUAAAUAAUUUUAUGAGAUGCUGUUGAAGUGGCAAAAGACUUUUAAAAACAAAGCAUUAGUUUUAUUUGGGGAGGACCUUUGCCUGUAUAUAUAUGGUUUUUAAUAAACGUGUUGCAACGGUA